UUGAAAAUCAAUUAAACUAUCUCUUAUCAUUUGCGAAAUAUCUUUUUUGCAAACCCUAUAAAAACUUAGUAGAACUUCGCCAAAUCGACAAGUUUCAAUUUGGAGCUAUUCAGAACUACCAACCAAGAAAAAAUGAAAUUCUUCGCCUGCUUGACUUUCUUGGCUUGUGUCAUUGCCUGUGUGUUGGCCUGCGAUCCUGACAGCAACAAUAUGCCCACCUGCACCAGUAGCAACCUGAAUGUUCCCGUUCGUAACUUCUGGGAUCCCACUUGCUAUUGGCAAUGCACUAAGGCUGGUGCCGCAGCUGAAAUUGUCCGUUGCCCCACAGCUGAAUUGUUCGACUCGGCUUUGGGUCAGUGUGUUUCCUACAAGAACUGGAAUUGGACCGCCCCUUGUCCCGAAAAUUAAGAAGUGAAUAAAAGAAAACAAAAAUAAAAAACUAUAUAA
Molecule: messenger RNA, 447 nt
Organism: Musca domestica (house fly)
Lineage: Eukaryota; Metazoa; Arthropoda; Insecta; Diptera; Muscidae
Exons: 2
Coding region: 133-408 (91 amino acids)
Molecular function (GO): chitin binding
Source: RefSeq, a predicted model, not a curated record